Messenger RNA from Carcharodon carcharias (great white shark), 10263 nucleotides. RefSeq names its product PR domain containing 11 (gene prdm11). The record is from RefSeq and is a predicted model, not a curated record. The transcript is spliced from 11 exons. The coding region runs from base 795 to 4514 and encodes 1239 amino acids. Gene Ontology annotation, molecular function: DNA binding; protein dimerization activity. NCBI's taxonomy places the organism in Eukaryota, Metazoa, Chordata, Chondrichthyes, Lamniformes, Lamnidae. Gene Ontology annotation, cellular component: nucleus.
GUAGGCGCUUUCUUAUCGGUUAGAGGGUCAGGAUUCGAUUCCCAAGCUGCAGCGUGAGAAGGGGUUAUUUUGGGGGCUUUGCACAGUAAAUGGAAUAUGAGGGGAGGGGCCACAGUGGAAAUGAAAACCCUGAUCUUUGAACAAGCUGGAGAAAACUGUUCGGACACCAGGUCGAAGCCGGACUGUCCCGGUUUCUGGUCACCCUAAUUAUUGAAGUUGAAAAUGGGACGCUCUUACGAGCAACUGAAGAGCAAAGCGUAGAAUCGUGAGGUUAGCCUUCCUCCUCUCGACCGCCUGCCGCCAAACUUUCGUGUGGUUUGCGCCGAUCAGAGGUUGUCUGAGGGUCUCGACUCCUUUCUUCCGCUUCAACUUUUACAUGUCAUUUCCUGCAACAUGGUGGUCAAGGCAAAGAGACGAGCCCGACUCCCAAAAAAUAUAUAUUCCCAACACCAGCAAACAACUUCUUCCUCGCCUCUCUGACUAGUGGAACCUGCAGCGCCGUCGGCAGCAGGAGCUAAAGGGAGCGACCUCGACUGACGCCUACAAGAAAGCAAACCUUACUCGGCACGGACGAUUUUUUAAAUAUAAAAGUGGAGAGGAUUUAAAAACCCAUCAUCAGUAUUUUUUUUGCAGGCCAGGUUUCUGUUUGCUGGCCUGUCAACACCUCACCGAGGAUACUGAAGUGAAGAGGUUCUUCAGUGAAACUGACAAGCUGGGAAGGCUUUGAUCAGUGAAACUGAGAAGCACCAGCCGUGGCCAGAUGGUGGAAAGCCUCUGGGGAGUUAGGAGAUAAAAUGAAUGAAAACUGGUCUUCAAAACAAAUCAAAGACCAAUUGGACCACAGGCAAGCAGGUGUGAAGGUGAAGAUUGAGAAAAUUUUGCCUGAAGAGGAAGCAAAGUAUGGGCAGUGCAUUGUGCCAGGCCAUACCCAGGUAUAUCCCACUGAAACGGAACUGGAACUGGGGAAGGUAAAAGGUGAAGAAGUGAUGAUGAAUGAAUCCCCCGAGCAGUAUGACUACUGGUUUUGCGAGACUUGCCAGGAGUACUUCAUAGACGAGUGUGCUCUCCAUGGAUGCCCAAUAUUUGUUACUGAUACACCUAUACCAGUAGGUACACCAGACAGGGCAGCCCUCACGGUUCCUGCUGGAGUAGCAGUUGUGAAGGAGCCUGGAGGAGAGAUUGAUGUACGUUGUUUGGAUGCCAUCAUUCCAAGGGGAAGGAUAUUUGGACCAUAUGAAGGAGAAGUGUGCCAAACCGAUAAGUCAUCCGGGUUUUUUUCCUGGCUGAUACUUGGCAAGAAUAACACGUACAAGUCCAUUGAUGGCACGGAUGAGACCAAAGCCAACUGGAUGAGGUAUGUAGUUAUAUCAAGAGAAGAAAAUGAACAGAACCUCAUGGCAUUCCAGCACAAUGAGAAGAUAUAUUUCCGAGUGUGUAGGGACAUUCGCCCCGGAGAGAGGCUGAGAAUUUGGUACAGUGAUGAUUACAUGAAACGUCUGCAUGCAACUACACAGGACACUGUUGACAGAAGUCUCCUAACUGCGGAAUCAAAGUGCAAGAAGGCUAGCCUAGGAAGACAUUCCACUGAAAAAUUCACUGGAAAUCCAGGGACAUCCAGAAAACCAGGGAUUCUAAAUAAGGAAGAUAUUGAAAGACUUGAAAAUACCAAUUUGAACAAGGGUGGAAAACGAGGCAACAAGGAUGGCGACAGCAGCCCAAGCCCUAAAAAAAAGAAGCUGGAACAGUUGUUUAAAAGUAGCCAUGACUCACCUGUUGACACCUCAAGAGAAAAACUUGGUUAUCCAGUUUCUGGUCGUGGCCCAUAUGAGCAUGUAUAUUCAAUGAAGCAAACUAGCAAUCUUCAGAUAACUACCUCAUCUCCUGUACCUCAAAAGCCUCAGUUUGUAGGCCGCAGUGGACAGGAACAUGAAAUUAAUAAAUUGACCACAGCACAAGCCAAGUAUCCAUCGCCAGUUGACAGUCAUUUUCCUGCUCGACAAAGGCUCAAGCAUCAAGAUGGUGAUACAUUCAACAGGCCAGGAACUUCCUCACAACAAAGUGCUUUAUCUCUGUCCAGCACCAGAGUUGAGGUAGACUCCAGGCCCCAACAAAGGGUUAAUGAAAAGCAUUUAAAUUCUGGAUUCCUUCAAAACACUGAAGAAAGCAGUGGUGUUUUGCCACCAGAAACUUCAGGUGGACGGCAUGUGGGUGUCGUUGAGGAAGAUCUUCCAAAAAGCCAGCCCUCCUCAUACUGUCCAAAUUGUGUAAUACUGCAGGAGAAAAUUCGACAGCUUCAGGAGGAACUAGAUCGGUUGAAGUCUAACUUACCAGCUCCAGACACGCAGACUCCUGUCCCAGUUGUCAUGGAUGACACUAGUGAGCAGGAGAUGGAUUCAGCUGAUGAGUCAAUGUCGAAUGAAAUGUUGGCCACCACAGAUGAAAUAUCGAAAACAUCAACUGGUACUGGUCGGAGAAUCAGACGCUUCAAGCAUGAGUGGCUGAAGAAGUUCUGGUUUCUACGCUAUUCACCCACUCUAAAUGAAAUGUGGUGCCAUGUUUGCAGGCAGUACACUGUUCAGUCCUCCAGGACCUCAGCCUUCAUCUUGGGCUCUAAGCAGUUCAAGAUCCACACUAUCAAGUUGCAUGCCCAGAGUAAUCUUCAUAAGAAGUGCUUGCAGCUUUAUAAGCUUAGGAUGCAUCCAGAAAAAACUGAAGAGAUGUGCCGAAACAUGACACUGUUGUUCAAUGUUGCCUAUCACCUAGCCUUUGAAGGAAGACAUUUUUCAGAUUUCAGGCCUUUGGCUGAACUCCUUAAAAAAUGUGACUUAAAGAUUGUUGACCAAUACUUGAAUGAGGGAGACUGCCAAACUUUGAUUCAUCACAUUGCAAGGUCUCUUCGUGAGGAUCUUUUUGAGAGGCUCAGGGUAUCACCAUUUAUGAGUGUGAUUUUGGAUGGGCAGACAGAUGACUUGGUUGCUGAUAAUGUUGCAAUCUACAUUCAGUAUAUUACCAAUGAAGGGCCAGCCGCUACAGAGUUAUUGUCCUUACAGGAAUUGAGUUCUGCAACAGUGGAUGGCUAUACUCAAGCACUGGACAGGGCCUUUGGGGGCAUAGGGAUCAAAUGGAAAGAGGAAAAGUUAAUUGUAGGACUGGGGGUAGAUGGAGCCACCAUGACAACAGGGCUAAGGACAGGUUUGGCCAUGAAGAUCAAAAAGGCUUUGCCUUGGCUACUCUCUGUCCCUUGUGUGGUGCAUAGGCCUCACUUGGAAGUAUUGGAUGCCAUAAGCAACAAGGAACUAACCUGUUUGGAAGAACUAGAGAACAACUUAAAGCAGUUGCUGAGUUUUUAUCGUUAUUCCCCUAAACUCAUGUGUGAACUAAGAGCUACCGCAGCAACACUUUGUGAGGAGACAGAAUUCCUUGGUGACAUUCGAGCUGUUAGAUGGAUUAUUGGAGAACAGAAUGUCCUGAAUGCAUUGAUCAAGGAUUAUUUGGAAGUGGUAGCUCAUCUUAAAGAUGUUAGUGGUCAAGCACAUAAAGCAGAUGCUGCUGCCAUUGCUUUGGCUCUACUGCAGUUCCUGAUGGACUAUCAGUCAGUUAAGCUAAUCUAUUUUUUGUUAGAUGUCAUUGCUGUACUUACACGAUUGGCAUUCGUUUUCCAGGGCGAUCACCUCCUCAUUACCCAUGCAGAUGACAAAAUUGAAGAAGCCAUUGAAGAAAUCAGCAGAUUGGUGGAAUCACCAGGAGAAUAUCUACAAGAGUUUGAGGAGACUUUUCACGAAAACUUUCAUGGUGUUCCUCUGAAAAACCUAAGAGUAGCAGAAGCCAAGUUCAAUUCAAUAAGAGAAAAGAUAUGCCAAAAAACCCAGCUGAUUCUCGCCCAAAGGCUAGAUUCUAAUAGUCGCACAAUUAUUCGAGCAUGUCAAGUAUUUGAUGUUGCCACGUGGCCCCAAAAUGAGGAAAAUCUGAUGAGUCAUGGUGAGGAAGAGAUCAUGUAUUUAUAUAAGCACUUUGAAAUAAUUCCAUCGUUUGCAAGGGAAGUAUGUCUGGAUGGCAGAGACAUUCAAGGAAGCUUAUUGCAGGAAUGGAAAGAGCUCAAAUCUGAGUGUUACAACAAGAAUGGUUUCAAAGAGUUGAGCCGUCACAUUUUUAAGUAUAAACAAAGAUUCCCAAUACUAAAUCGGAUCACUCAGUUAUUGCUUGUCCUGCCAACUUCAACAGCAGCUUGUGAGAAAAGUCGUGGUGCCUUCUACCGGAUACGUAACAAUAACAGGUCUCGACUUAGCCUUGACCAACUCAAUGACCUUCUGACAAUUGCUGUUAAUGGACCACCCAUUGCCAAUUUUGAGGCUAAGAGGGCACUAGACUGUUGGUUUGAGGAGAAGUCAGGGAACAGAUAUUCCUUGUCUCCAGAGAUGAUAACUAGAGUUACUUCAUUGGACCAGAAACCAACAUUACAUGGUCUGGACACGGGAACUGAUUGUCUAACAGAUAUUCAUGAAACCAUAAUGUAAAUAAUUGGAACUUUAAAAUUGCCUACACUUCCACGAUUUAAUGGGAAUAGCUCAAAACCCAUUCAUACUUAGGAACUUCAUAAAAAAAUGGUAAUUGGUGACAGACAGGUACAAAUACCAGACCAGAAAAUUCAACAGGAUAUUGAUCAUUUUUCACCAGUAAACCACUGCAGUCUCAUAGGACUCGAUUCUUUGAUUUUUCAGUUUUAUUGUACCCCUUGGCAUACCGGUACUCAAUGAUAUUGAGAAUUCAAAAUGAUGCGAGUGGACUGGUCUGCUAAAAUUUUGGUACUGUUUUGUCACCAACAAUAUUGCUUUUAGUAAUGCAGAUAUUAGAUAAUAAGAAAAGUGAUUGGUCAUUCUAAUUUUCCUUUAGAAACUAAGGUUAUUUAAGCUGUCUAAGGUUGAUAUGAGUCACCUUGUCCAAUCUCUAACUCCUUUUGUUAUUUACAUAAAUUAUAAAUAAGCAUUAACAAUUAAUGAUUGGGGAGAAAGAAGUGGGAGGGAUUUGUUAUUUGUGGGGUUGUAAGAGAUGUAAAAUACAUAGCCCAAGUGAUUUAAAAAGUAUAUGUAUCUAUAUUAUUUUUAUAGAUUACAAUUAUUGACAAUAGAUGGUCAAGCUUUCAUGUCCAGUGAGCAUGUCUUAAAAAAAACACCAGGAAAGGAAUGAAUGUAUCAAGAGGAUAUAAUACUCCAUCUCAUUCCAUUAUUGCUGUGGAGGAAGCAGACACAUAUCAGGCACUGCAUCUGUUUAGCGUGCACACUUUUGUCCAGUAAGCUAGGCUAGACUGCAAAACUAUCAACAUAUGUGCUUAUACAAAAGCACUGCUGAUAGAAAUUAUUCUCACAUCUAAGAAAAUUUGACAGUCUCAAUCCACUUACCACUGGUUAAUGGUCUUCUUAAAAACUGUCCUAAAAUUAGAUGAUCCUGAAAUUAUUUGAUAAUUUCAAUCAGCUAGGGAGUAAGGAUGGUCAUUUUGAGAAUGGCAAAGUCAAACAGCAAUAUGAUGUAGUGUGAGAGUAGUAUUUAAACUUGGUAUUUUUCAUAGCAUUUGUAGAGGAUCACACCUUGCCUAGAGUGCCAGAUGCUUUCACUGGCUAUAAAGCACUUUUAUUAUAUAUAGAUGCCCCAAAAAUGACACUGCGUUUAGUUUGACAGUUCCUAGUCAUGCUUUAUGCUGUGGUGUUUCAAGUUUUUACUCUAAAUAGAGUACUGCACAAAUGAAUCAACAUCAUUGUUGUUCGGUCAACAAAUUCAAAUUAUAGCAUUUAAUCUUAACUUUUUCUUUUAAAGUCUCCUACUCAGAGAAUGAGACACCAGUUGUAGAGAAGAUAUGAUUUUUGAGAGUUUUAAAAUAUAAAUUUUAGUAGGACAAAAAAGGAUAUUUUAUUAAUGUGAUAUUUUCUCAUUAAAUUAACUUUACCAGUAGAAGAUUCCUGCCUCCAGGUGCCAUUAGCAGUGGCCAGUGACUCUUACCAGUUAAAUAUGAAAGGCUGCUAUUUCCAAGGUGACCAUAACAAUCUUAUAGCCAUUUUAAACAUUGACUAGACAUUGGUGGUACUUUGACUUGUAGCCGCCAAUUCCUGCAGAACUGAAUUAGAGCUGAAAUUCCUACAAUACAGUCUCUUAAAAUGCCAUGUAAACCUGAAUAUUAUGCUGUGCGAUAUUAUUGUACAACCACAUCAUACAUUUGCAUCAAAUUAUCAUGAAAGCUGUUAAAAAAAAAUGAGACAAAUUUAACUCUGUCAGUUUGGUCAACACUCAAUACACAACUCAAGUAACAAAGGUGAUAGGAAAAUAAUGCAAAUGGAUGUUCUACCUGCUCACUUUUCUGAUCUCAGAGCAAUUUGCUCAAUAGGCAUUAAGCCAUUAAAAUUAGUCCUUUAUGAAUUAAUUGCUCAAUACAGAUUUUAGGAUGCAGUAAGACUAUCCCUGAGUACAGUACAAAUGCCAGGGCUUUUAAAUAUAUUACAGAAAGAACCACAACCAAUGUAUACAUUGCAUAUCACAGUGAGGCUUAGUGAUUACAUUUCUGUUAUAUAGCCCUGAAAAACGUUAAUUUUUGGCAGUUUAUAGUGCAUAAUAUCCUAGACGAGAAUUAGAGAAAUGUAUAGUUUUUUAAAAUCAAUUGUUACAUUAUAUCCUAAAUUGCAAGGUUUAUAAAAUGCUGUGGAAAUGUUAGUACAACCUAACAGUGUAAUUCUGUUGGCUUUGAGCUUCAUUUCAAUCAAUAUAGAUUUGAUGAGCUCAAAGCAGAGAAGGGAAAGCACUAUGAUUGAAGGUUACUUUGUUAGCAGGUAAGAUCAACUUCCAUGACAUAACCCCACUUACAUAUUGUAUAUUUUCAAAAUGUCUCUUCUGUCCCUUAGUAUAAGCAGUAAACUUAGCUGUGAUCUAAGUUGCUGUCACUAAAAUCAAGUGCUUAAACUGUCUUAAAUUUAAUAAGCUACCAGGAAAAUAAAUUUGCAACAGCCAGGAACCCUCCAGCUAUUAAAAUAUUUGUUUUAUAAAUUUCAAGAUCAGAAUGAAAUCUACAUUGAGAUAAUUAACAUCUUUUCUGAUGUCUACAAGUUGAGACCAAAGCAAAUGUCUUUUAUCAGCAUAAUAAAGCCCCAGUCUCAACAUGGUUUGUAUAUUUUUAAAUGCAUGUCUAUUUUUGUAACCAUGUGGAGAUUGUAACUAUAUUUGAAGUAACUGAAUAUGCUUGCUCAAAGUUGCUUGCUAAGGACUAUCCAAAUUAUUGAUGGGCUGCCAAAUGCGAUGUAUUAAUUGAUUUUCCAUACUCUUAAGUUACAAUGAUUUACCUACAUUUUUUUUACCCAGAACUGUUAACAGCUGGGGCUAUUAGCAUUACAGUUAAAAAGAAACUAAAUGAUUACUCAUGAUACCAGGAUGUAUAUGGUAGCCUUGUGGGCAAAUAUUAAUUGGAGGGGAGAAGGGUAGCAUAAAUGCACAGAUAUAACUAAGGCUAUUGUGCAUGCAAUAGUCUGAUGGAUUAUAGGAAUAAGGCUGCUUGGAGUUAGCUAUCUUUUUAGACUUGCCUUUUUAAGGUUCAUGUGAUGUGUAUGAUAUGUGUAAACAAUAAACUAUGGGGAAAAGGUAACAAAAAAAUCAAAUAUAGAAGAAUAUGGAAGCUUCAAAUCACUUUUUGGUCACCAUUGACACAGUUGGCAUCAUCAAUCACAGUUGUCCAAAGGAACACAAGGAGACAAUGACCACCUCAAACUGUACUUGCUGUCAAAAUAUCACUUGGAUGUUGCCAUUCACCUGGGGAUAAAAGCCACAUGAAUGACAUAUAUCGUCUUAUGCAAUAUGAUCGAUGAUGGUGUCACUCAAGGUGCUGAAGAAAAAUUAUGAUAUAUUUACUACUGGGCUACAUAUAUCAUUUCUGUUUUUUGUUUGGUCAGUAUAAGUUUUUUAAGCAUGAUGUAGCAUUUGUUCAUAUUGUGUUUCCUUCAACAGAACCCAUUUCAUUGCAAUGCCAGCUGUAUUUUAAUAACAAAUUAAGUAGCCUUUCAGUUAUGCAAACUUAUUUCUUUCUCUCCCCUUGCUAUUUGUUUUCCUUUCCUACUUGUCAGCCCCUGUGCUAUUAGCUUCUUCAGUUCCAGACCUCUCAGAUUACCUUGGAAGUUGAUGAGAGCAACACUUUGCUAACUUUCUUUGAAAAUGUUCUCCAUAUGGUGAAGCACUUCUUCCUUUAUCCUGACCUGCCCCUGUUAAGAAUACUUGUGAAGGAAUCAUGGGUGUAAACCCUGUUCCUUCGACCCUGCUGAUGUUUGCAUUGGUACACUGAUGCAUUGCACUGCUUGGCCCUGUGGACUUAUUACAGCCAAGAAUGGGUUGGAAAUGCAACCAACUUGUUUACAUUUGACUUUUUACAAGUCAGUAGAGAGAAGCAAUUACGUGACAUAAAGUUAGGCUGAAUUCCUGAAAGUUCCUUAGUAAAAUAUAUUUAAAAUCAGAUGUUUGUGUUAAUGCACUUACCAGUUACCUGCUAUGUUUUGAUAUGUUUAUUUGCUAUAGGUUGUUUAAUUGAAAAACAAGGAGCAAAUGCCUCCAUGCACCAAUGCUUGGCUCUAUUAUCAUCAGUUGAAAGGUAGAUAGUUGCAAUAGUAUUUUAUUUGAAAUCAAGCUUUUGUUUGAAUUUCUUUAAAUGAAAGAGUUAAGAAAAUGUUGUUCGUACUUUUGAUUCCAUCUGGUUCUCAUUCACUUACCUCCUCAUCCACCUUCACAGCGCAUUAUAGGAUAUAUGCAGUUCCCACACAAAGUAGUCAGGAAUUUAGUACCCUUUGAAUGUGGCUUCCUCCAACUGCCAGAAAAGAAUCUUUGAUUAAGGGUGCAUUUACAACACACUUUUAUUGUUAAUACAAAGUGACUUCCUCUUCACAAUGAUGAAAACUGACAGUAUUCAUCUGGAGUCAACAUCCAACAUGAUUUCACAGCAAAGAUUAAGACUCUGGAGAAGAGAGAUUUCUACGUGGAAUAUAAAUCCAAAGCUCUGUCAAUGGUUUUCAAAGUGCUCAAGUACUUCACAGCCCCAGCCCCACUUUUUAAACUUAGUUGACCUUAAGUUAAAUGUUUAAUGAGCAGGAAUCUGAACAUGAGCAUUUUUAACUGUUGAUAGAGAGUAUGGUGGCACUCAUAGAUCUAGACAAAGCUCUUUGUUGGCGUUGGGCAGGUCAAUUCCCAUCAUGCAGGUGUCAAACCAUGUAAAUGCAGUUGUACCUGAAUGGCAGCUAUUGAUUGCAGUGUAAAUUCAUAAUUAAAUGCAACUUGCUCCUGGGCUUCUGAAAAUAUUUUCUUAUUAGCUGGGUUGAUAAUUUUACCAGAUCACCCAAUUCACAUGGCUUCAUCUCUGCUUGGCAUUUCCUUGGGUUAAUGUAAGGUCAACUAAGUUUAAAAAGUAGGGCUGGUGCUGCAAAGUACUUGAGCACUUUGAAAACUAUCGACACAGCAUUGGAUUUAUAUUUCAUAUAGUGUCAAACCAAAGUUGUGUAAAUCUCCCUUCUCCAGAAUCCUAAGCUUUGCUCUGAAAUCAGGUUGGGUGUAUAUGUUCAGAUCCCUGCUCAUUAAACAUUUAACUUAAGGUCAACUAAGUUUAAAAAGUGGGGCUGCGGCUGCAAAGUACUUGAGCACAUUGACACAGCAUUGACACAACCUUAGCUUUUCAGCCAGUGGAUGGGGCCACCACUGUGGCCAUUACAUUCAGACCUAGGAGUUCUUUGAUCUCACCACAUCAGCACUUUAAUGUGCCUAUACUAUAAGAAGCGAUUGAUCCAAAGGAAACUGAGAAUUAUUUUUGGAGUACUUUGCAAUGCUCUGGCUCUGUAAUGGCAGAUGCUGGUGAAUUAACUUUAGGGUUUCCUGAGUACUUUUACUAAGGAGAUAUUGGGAUUCAUAGUCAUACAAAGGAUGACUUCCUGAAGCUGCUGUUAUAUUUGGCCAGGAAUUAAAAAGUGGGUAAUCCUAACCAUUGACCUUAGUGAAUCCAACAAAUGUAUAUUUGCUGCUGGCUGCACAAUGAUAGAACCUUAUAGCACAGAAGGAAGCUGUUUGGCCGAACAUACCGGUGCCAGCUCUUUGAAAGAACUGCUCUUUUCCCCUAGACCUGAAAAUUUUCCAUUUCAAGUAUUUACCCAAUUCUCUAUUGAAAGUUACAAUUUAAUUUGCUUCCAACUUCUUUCCAGAUCAUAACUAGUUGCUGCAUAACAAAUAUUUGCCUCAGCUAUUCCCUAACCCCCCCCCCCC